AUGUCAAUGUGGAGGCGUCCCCCCUCCUCCUCGGCCCAUAACUUUGAGAGUACGAGCAGUGCCGUGGUAUGCCGAAUCUGUCAGUCCGAGACCGGCCAAAUGGUUCGGCCUUGUGCUUGCGAUGGAUCGGUAGGUAAAAUAGUCUUUAGUUAUUUGGGUUUUUGUUACAGUAAUCUUCGGUUAUUUGGGUUUUUGUUAAACUAGUGUCUUUAGAUAUUGGGCUAUUUGUUACAGUACUCUUAUAAUUAUUGGACUUUUUGUUACAGUAACCUUUAGUCAUCGGUUUUUGGUUACUGUAAUCUUUAUUCAUUGUGAUUUAUGUUACAGUAGUCUUUAGAUAUUGGGUUUUUUGUUACCGUAUUGGUUAUUUGGUAUUUUCGUUACAGUAACCUUUUGUUAUUGGGGUUUUUGUUGCAGUAGUAUUUAGUUAAUGGGGGUUUUUGUUACUGUAAUCUUAAGUUAUUGGACUUUUUGUUACAGCAAUCUUUGGUAUUAAGGCUCUUGUUACAGUAAGCUUUAGUUAUUCGGGGUUUUUGUUACAGUAAUCUUAAGUUAAACUUGGUUUUGUUACAGUAACUUUUAGUUAAUGGGGUUUUUGUUACUGUAAUCUUUGGUUAUAUAUGAUUUUUGUUACAGUACUCUUUUGUUAUUGUGGUUUUUUUACAGUAAUGGUUAGUUAUUAGGGGUUUUUGUUAUAUUAACUUCUAUGUAUUUGAGGUUUUGUUACAGUAACCUUCGGUUAUUGUGUUUUUUGUUACUCUACUUUCUUAGAUAUUAGGGUUUUUGUUACAGUAAUAAGUUGUUAAUGGAUUUUGGAUUUUUUGUUACAGUAAUUUUUAGUUAUUGCGGGUUUUGUUACAGUAACCUUCUGUAAUCUUCAAGUAACGGGAUUUUUGAUACAGUAAUCACUAGUUGUUGCACUUUUUGUUACCGUACUCUCUGAAGGUCAACAUUCGUGUAGUUGGCAUUAUACCAUAUCAUAUUUUUAGGUAUAUAACGCUAUAUUGUAGUAGAUUUGAUCUUUAGCGUUAUAUUUUAGUGCUAUGUAGCAUCAUGUGGUCAGUAUAUAUGUAUGACUUUUAAUACUAUAUUAUUAGAACGUAACUGAUUUUUAGUAUAUUUGAUUCCAGAUGGGUACCAUUCACGAGAACUGUCUGAACCAAUGGUGGAGCGCGUCGGGCAAGGAUAUGUGUGAGAUUUGUCUGACCAAGUACGCUCGAACUGGCCGCGUCCUGAAGCCCAUCACUCAGUGGAGUCGACCGGUCUUUACUAUCACUGUGAGUGUUAUGUUGUGUUUGGUAUUUAAAAAUUGAGUCAUUAUAACAUUUUUUUUAUUUUUUUUGUUUUAAAGUUAUACCAUCAUGACAUGUUUUUUGGAUUUUAUGGUUAAAAAUCGUGUCAUCAUGACAUUUAUGGAUUUUUUUGUUUAAAUUUUGUCAUCAUGACACGUUUUUUUUUAUUUUUGAGUUAAAAAGGUGUCAUCAUGACAUUGUUUUGAAUUAUGGAGUUUCAAAGUAUGUCAUCGUGACAUUUUUUUCGAAUUUUGUGGAGAGUCAUGUCAUCGUGACAUGUUUUUUGGAUAUUCGGUCUAAGCAACUUUGAAUAAUUUUUGAAUUUUCAGAUUUUCUACGAAGCUCUGGCGUUUGUCACCUUGUGUACCAGCAUUUCUCAGGUAUGUUUAUUAUAUUGUACAUGGUUUAUUGUAUGAGUUUUUAGGUAGAAUGGCAAUUUAAAAAUGUAUUGAUAUAGUUAUUGUCAGGGAUUUAUAAGUGACAGAAUAUAGUGCUUUAGAUGUUCAUUCUGAUCAAAGAACGUCAGACCUUUGAGCGUGUUCGCGACAUUGAUGGUGGUCCACGUACUCACGAUUGGGUUCGAUUCAGUAAGUUAUUCUAUGAACUUUUUGACCGACAAUUGGGUAGGGUUAUGCGGGGUUGGCUAGAGAGCGACAGGGCUAACACAAGCUUAAGGAAGGGCUGAGCUAGGGCAAUGAAGGACAGAACAAAGAAGGACAGAGCUAGGGCAGGGUAGGAUAGGGCAAGGCUAGCACAGGGCAGGGCGAAACACGAAAGGGUUAGGACAGAGCAGGGCUAGAGCAGGUUAGGGUGGUUUAGGGUAGGUUAGGGUAGAGUACGGUAGAGUAGGAUAGGGUAGAGUAGAAAAGAGUAGAGUAGCCCGAUCUAGUCUACAUUGGCCUAGCCUAGGGUAUAGGAUAAAAUUAUCAAAUGUUGUAAUAAUUUCAUAUUUUUUCAGUCGUACUAGCCCUUAUCAUCUCAACCUUGCUGCUAUUGGUGUUUCGUUUGGUCCGCAAAGCCUGCCGUUACAUACGCAAUCAGUACAUUGUCCGUUUCACUGAACAUCAGAUUCAUCGCCAAAGAAACAAAAUCUAG
Bursaphelenchus okinawaensis is the source of this 2387-nucleotide messenger RNA. The record is from the annotation of a GenBank genome assembly. NCBI's taxonomy places the organism in Eukaryota, Metazoa, Nematoda, Chromadorea, Rhabditida, Aphelenchoididae.